CAAGCAAUUUUGGUACAUUCUGUUGUGAAAUAUAGUAUAUUCCUAAAUUAAAAUUGCGGUCACGCUCGCUCCAAAAUAGAAAACAAACAAAAAAUGAGCAAUAAAUCAACAUUAUUUCCUAUAAACCUCGAUAAACUGUCCGCCAAAGAACGUCACAACUAUAUUCUUAGUCAUUUUGUGCUGCCCACAGCAGCUGAAACUGAAUCACGUAAACACAAGCGAGAUAUUGACGUUAUACGGGAGAACCAUCGAUUUCUCUGGAAUGAAGAGGACGAAGACAUUGACACAUUAACCUGGGAGCAGCGACUUGCAUUACGCUAUUAUCGUAAGCUCUUCAAAGAAUACUGCAUUGCGGACCUCACACGCUACAAGGAGAAUAAAAUUGCCUUGCGUUGGCGCACCGAACAGGAAGUUGUCACAGGUUUGGGACAAUUCCAAUGCGGCAGUCGACAUUGUGGAGAGCGCGAAGGUUUGCGCAGCUGGGAAGUUAACUUCAAAUACCUUGAAAAUGGGGCUCCUCAAAAUGCAUUAGUGAAGGUACGUCUGUGUCCACUACAUACGGAGCAACUAAACUAUCGUACAAAGAAAAAAGAAUACAAACGCCAACGACGACGGGAGAGGGAAGAACGUAGAUCCGAAAGAAAGCACAAAAAGCGAAAGUUAAAUGAAGAUGACGUGUCGAGCAAAGAACUGGAAGAGCAACAAACGCAACUCUCAGAAGAUGCCUCAAAUGAUGAUGAGCCAACUGUAGCCUCGAAAAACAGCCAAGAAGUUGCAGAUGAUCAAAUCUGGAGUAAGCAACUGGAUAUGAGCAAAGAGCAGCCAUCGCGAGAACAGGAAUUCGAGCGUUAUCUGGAAGAUUUGCUAAUGUAAUUCAAAGAGUACGCUUUGGUUUUGG
Molecule: messenger RNA, 898 nt
Organism: Drosophila albomicans
Lineage: Eukaryota; Metazoa; Arthropoda; Insecta; Diptera; Drosophilidae
Product: protein FRA10AC1
Exons: 2
Coding region: 94-873 (259 amino acids)
Biological process (GO): dephosphorylation
Molecular function (GO): phosphatase activity
Source: RefSeq, a predicted model, not a curated record